Molecule: messenger RNA, 1186 nt
Organism: Gamsiella multidivaricata
Lineage: Eukaryota; Fungi; Mortierellomycota; Mortierellomycetes; Mortierellales; Mortierellaceae
Exons: 2
Coding region: 405-1097 (230 amino acids)
Molecular function (GO): protein binding
Source: RefSeq, a predicted model, not a curated record
GCUAGGUAGAGGCUAUCCUCGGCGUGCGAGACUUGAAACUCGGGCACACCCCCACAUUUUUUGUAAAGUGGAAAGGCUAUCCUGACUCAAGCAACACCUGGGAGCCGCUCGAGAACCUGACAAACUGCAUUGAACUAGUGCGCGAAUGUGUAAAGAUAAUUUUGCAAGAGAAAAAGUCGACCCUGGCCCUAACUCCUUUGCAAGAGUUCGAAAAGAUCUUCGAGGCGUCGCCCGGACCCAAAAUCGUCGUCGAGAACGAAGUUGACAGCGAGGCAUGUCCGCCAGGAUUCAAGUACAUUUCGGAGUCAAUUUACGGCGAGGGAGUCAGAGAACCAGACUUGGAUUUCGCCAGCUUUUGCGUUUGCGGACCAGGGGGGUGCAGCGUCGAGAAUGGCUGCGAUUGUAUGAUCGAAGCAGCCCAGGUGAAUGACGAGUACGAACGGGUUCCGUUCGAGGAGGAUGGACGGGUGUCGAUGCACACAAGUAAGCUCCUCUGGGAGUGCAAUGCGAGGUGUGGGUGUGGGGUGGAUUGCAUCUCAAAGGCGUCCCAAAGAGGGCGCAAGUUCGGUCUGAAGAUCAAACGGUUUCCAGGAAAGGGCUGGGGUGUGGUAUUAAAUCAGACGGAGCCGAUUCCGCCAAGGGCAUUUGUGGCCCGGUACGUUGGCGAGAUCAUUACCAACAAGGAAGCCCUGCGUCGCGGACAGGAGUACGACAAAAAGGGGGCCACCUGGCUUUUUGACCUGGACUACAACACCGAGAACACCGCUGAGUACUCAAUCGAUGCCUAUCAUAUGGGCAACGAGAGUCAUUUCUUCAACCACUCAUGCGACCCCAACCUAUCGGUCUAUAUGCUAGCGGGUAACACUGGAGGAGAUAGCAGCAUCACCACCCACAGUUUCUGGAGUAACCGCUGGAUUUACGAAGGAGAUGAGCUGACCUUUGACUACAAUGGAGCUGCAAACAAUGAAGGGCUACAGCAGCGACAACAGAAUCAGCAACAGCAGAAAAAGAAGAAGAAGCGUCAAAAGGGUCAGACAAGGUGCUUGUGUGGGUCUGCCAAUUGCCGCGAGUGGGUUCAUCUGUUCCGUGGAAAGUAGACAUACUCUCUUUUUUUUUUCGCUCUCUGUGUACAAUAGUCGACAUUUACAAUAUAAAUCUGUACAGUAGUUUGUAUGUUCUACGAUUC